UGGGACUCUCUCUCUCUCUCUCUCUCUCUCUUUCUUUUUGCGCUGAAUGGGGAAAAGCAAGGCGGGAGCUUCAGUCAACCAAUCAGAGGGCGGCGAGGGGCAGCGCGGUUGCGCUGGGCUGUGUAACUAUCGGCUGAGCUAGUGCUGGGUUGGGUCCCGUAGGGGCGAGAAGGGUAAGUUACGCCCGGCCGGAAUGCAGUAUGACCGAAGCAGCCAGAAUUCCCCGUAGGACUACGGGUUCCACCUUCUUGCAUCCGCUUAGCGACCAGUUUGGCAUCCCCCUCGACCAGGUCAAUUUUGUUGCUUGUCAGCUUUUUGCACUCUUGGCUGCAUUUUGGUUUCGCUUGUACUUGAGGCCUAGUCAGGCCAGCUCUGGUGUUCGUCAUGCAUUUGCAACAAUUUUGGGAAUAUAUUUUGCUGUCUUCUGCUUUGGUUGGUACUCCAUCCAUAUUUUUAUUUUAGUGAUGAUAAGCUAUGGCAUCAUGAACAUGGCCAGUAUUCCCAACGUUCAUAGGUAUUCUUUUUUGGUAGCUAUGGGAUACCUCACGCUGUGCCAUAUUAGCCGAAUAUUCAUAUUCCAGUAUGGUAUUCUCACUACAGAUUUCUCAGGUCCAUUGAUGAUUGUAACCCAAAAGAUCACAACUCUUGCAUUCCAGAUUCAUGAUGGAAUAGGUAAAAAAGCUGAAGAUCUAACUUCUGAACAGAAUCAGCAUGCUAUAAAGAGAAGACCUUCCUUAUUGGAGUAUCUGAGCUAUCAGCUCAACUUCAUGAGUAUUAUUGCUGGCCCAUGCAGCAAUUUUAAAGAUUACAUCGCUUUCAUUGAAGGGAGACAUGUGCAAAUGAAGUUAUUAGAGGUCAACUGGAAACAGAGGAGCUGUGAUAGACUUUCUGAUCCUUCUCCACUGGGAGCCAUCCUGCACAAACUUUGUAUCACACUUGUAUCUCUGCUUUUGUUCCUGACACUUACCAAGACCUUCCCAGCAACUUAUAUUGUUGAUAAUCAAUUUAUAAAACAAUCUUCAUUCUUGACAAGACUUGGUUUUCUGUAUGUUGUCAUGCAAGCCUCAAAGCCAAAAUACUACUUUGCUUGGACACUUGGCUUUGCUUUUCUUGCAGCUGAUGCAAUUAAUAAUGCAGCUGGUUUUGGAUUCAAUGGUGUGGAUGAGAAAGGCAAUUAUCGCUGGGAUCUACUGUCUAAUUUGAAUAUCAGGAAUGUUGAGAUGGCAACAAGUUUUAAAAUGUACUUAGAAAACUGGAAUAUUCAAACAACUGUCUGGCUUAAACGUGUAUGUUAUGAUCGGGCUUCUUGGUAUCCUACAGCCUUAACAUUUCUUCUCUCAGCUCUUUGGCAUGGUGUUUAUCCUGGAUAUUAUUUUACAUUUAUCACUGGCAUCCUUAUGACACUGGCAGCCAGAAGAGUUAGAAACAAUUGUCAACACAUCUUCAUCUCACCAAAGCUACUUAAGGUGGGCUAUGGCAUGGUCACCUGGCUGGCAACUCAGCUGUCGGUUUCCUAUACCGUGGCACCAUUUGUUCUUCUUGCAGUUGAGCCGACAAUUAAAUUAUACAAAUCACUGUAUUUCCAUAUGCAUAUUUUAUGUAUACUGGUAUUACUGGUGCUACCAAACAAAUCUCAAAAACUCACCAGAAGGAAGCAGCCCUUUGAAAUGGAGGUGCACAGUUGUAAUAAGAACAAGAAACAAGAGUGAUACUGGAAAAAAUCUUCCUCUACAGGAUACUGGAAUAAAGGGUACAGAGAAGGCACAUUGUGGUGGCUUAAUUUAAAAUACUUUUCAGAUGACAUAACAACUGGAUUGUGUAUUCAAAUACAAGUCUUACGUGGUAAUGUUUACAUUCUUCAAGGGCAAGAUUUAUAAUUUUUAUAAAUUAAAGAGACUAUUUUAAUGAAGGGUUUCACUGCAUUUAAAUAUUUAUGCUUGUAUUUCAUUUGUUAAAAAUAUAUACUAUCUAUUGAGGUAGGCAUGUUGGUUCACUUAAUUUCAAAAUGUUUUCUUUUUUCCCAUCAUCCUUUCAAAUUGGUUAAAAAAAAAAAAAAAAAAAGCUGGUUGUGUCAUUCCGAAAGAGUAGACCGUAGAAUUUCAUAAACAGAUGCUCAUAAUAUAUCAAAAGGUCUUAGGGUUUAUGAUUUCUCAAUAUUCCUUGGCAAAAAGGAAUAUUCAGAUCUUCUUAAGUAAAAUGUUUGAGAAUUAUUCAUCUAGAACAAUGGAAAAGCACAUGCUGCUUGGUUGGAGAAUAAUGAUAAAGAACUGUGGAAUAUUGUGGGUCUGGUUUCCCUUGUAGAUAUAAAAUUAGAUGUAUUUAUUCUGUGUGACCUGCACCAUAUAUGGUUUUGUCUUUAUUCUAGGCCGAACAGUGAACGAUACCUACUAGGUAUCAUGGAACCAUCAUUCUAUUAUAUAGCAUUUGCUACAUUCAAGCAAAAUUUUCUUGGAAAUAACUCAGGGACACUUUAUAUUAAUGAUUUGACUUGAACUGUACAGGAUAUGCAUCUUUGAAAUUUUCUGAUUUUAAAAAUAAUGCUUUUUAACGAGUAGAAUUUAGGAAGCUAUUUUUGCAUUUUUCUAAAAAAGAUAAGUACUGUAAGGAAACACAAUAAAUUAAUAAGAAUUAAGCAAUUCUAGUUCUCUAACAACUUUCAGCUUGUCUACAUUGGCUGCUUGUUGUAGAAUUGCAUUUCUGAAAAAACUUUCAGAUCAAGAAUGGAAACUAUCAAAGCAGUGUAUUCAUAUCAGGGAAUAAAAACGAAUAUAUUCAAAUUCCUUUUAUAAAAUAAGCAGAAUUUUUUUUUUAAAUUAAUAAGCUGGACUGUUCAAAAUCAGUGUGAACAAUUAAUGUAAAUUUGGUUUAUAUAACUUCUAUGUAAUGCUCUUCCCAGAACAUACUGCUUUGGGAAUUAAUGUGAUCACUGUCCAUUACUAUGUUUUUAUGAAUUGUACCAUUAUGGCUGCAUGCAUUUUGGACAAUUUCUCUAUGUGGUAUUCCAAAUUCUUUAUUAUUCAGGUUUAAAAUGCAAGAAAUACCAAUAAAAAUGCAGUAAUAAAAUAAUUGAUAAAAGAGUAUGAUUGGGCAAUUAAAGAAUUACCAAAUCUAAUUUUAAUGUAUCAACAGGCUCAUAUUAUAGAAGAAACAUGAGAGAAGCACUUGUUAUUUAGUAUCCUAGAGUCUAUUUGUCAUGUUUCAGACCUGCAAGAUCAUUUUAGAACCAACAGUAUAAGUUUUGACAAUUUCUGGUUCUCUUUAAAUGUACAGUAUUCUGAUUUUUAGUUUUGCCAGAAGUAUCUGAGUUGUAUGAAAUUCUGAUUAAUGGUUUAAAAAUUGUGCUAUCUAUAUAUGAUUUUAAUACAUGAAACAGAAAUUAAGCUAAAUUUCUUCUGGAUCACAGAAAGACACUUUCAGCAGCCUGAGAAAACAGAAAUAUUAACAUUUAAAAGGUAUACAGUAUAUCUUGUUUUCCUAUUCCUUCAUUUGCUCUGUCCUGAAUAAGAAUGAAUGUUCUUUCAUAGCUUACUAAAAAUAUGUUUUCCUACAGACCCUUUUAAUUGCCCACUUGAGGACAAACAACCAGUUGACGCAAUCUAGAAUAUCUGUAACUAUGGAAGAAUGGUUUUAAAUGAAUAGUUGUGGAAUAAGUUUUGGACUACAGCAGUAGAUGAAGGGGAUGUUAACUCUUUCACUCCUGUGCUGUUUUCUCAAUUACAAAUUGCCACAUAAAGAUACACAGAGGUAUUUUCCAUGUGAAAGAUGGAAAUGUUUUAAAUGUUAAGAGCUUUUUUUUCUCCCAAUUAAUACAAAAACAUGAAAACA
Molecule: messenger RNA, 3825 nt
Organism: Python bivittatus (Burmese python)
Lineage: Eukaryota; Metazoa; Chordata; Lepidosauria; Squamata; Pythonidae
Gene: MBOAT1
Product: membrane bound glycerophospholipid O-acyltransferase 1
Biological process (GO): lipid modification
Cellular component (GO): membrane
Molecular function (GO): acyltransferase activity
Source: RefSeq, a predicted model, not a curated record